GAGGAGUGGAUGGAGGGAUCAGUGAUAGGCAGGCAGUAGAGGAGUGAGGAGGUCUGGAGAGCUCAGCAGAGGAGCAGCGGACUCAGGUGAUAAUGAGGCUUUAAGAGGAGUAAGGGAUCAGCUGCUGGAUCUUCUGAGGACUGAAGAGUCGAUUUAAAGACAAUAAGAAGAUAAGAAUAAGACAAUACAUCUGAGAGAAGAGUCAAUCCAUCAGCUCCAUCAGUUUGGGAAUAAACUUUAUGGACGAUGCCCGUCUUCUCCUUCCUCCACCUCGUCCUCGUCCUCCUCCCAUGUCCCGUCUUCCUGAGCGGGGACACCGCUCUGGUCUCCGUGUCCCAGCGCGUCUCCAGAGACACCAAACCCCAGUCCAUCCGGGUGGUGGUCUCAGAGCCGUGCCUGCAGGGCGGAGACCCCUGUGAGCCCAGCGAGGCUAAAGGGAAGGAGGUGGAUCUGGAACCGGGGGCUCCUCUGGUUCUGACCCACCGGAUCCGGCUGGUUCCGAGCUCGGGGUCCGGCUGCGGCGGCUGCGAGGGGGACUUCGCGGCUCUCAGGGCUCGUCUGGAGAGGCUGGAGAGGGAGGUGUCUGAGCUGAGGGAGAAAUGUGGAGGUCCGGAGGGAGGAUGCUGCACCUCCCAGCAGAGUAAAGGAGCCGGAUGCACCACGGUCCAGCCACCGACAGACGAGUGUCCGGAUGACUGCAGUGAUCAGGGACGCUGCGUGGACGGAAAGUGCGUUUGUUUCCCAGGAUUCAGUGGGCCGGACUGCAGCGAGUCCGACUGCCCGGGUAACUGUAACGACAAAGGGAAGUGCGUGGACGGUCAGUGUGUGUGCGAUCCCGGCUUCACCGGUCCGGACUGCUCCCAGAGCUCGUGUCCUGGGAACUGCAACAACCGAGGGCGGUGUGUGAACGGGAAGUGUGUGUGUAACCCCGGCUUCUCUGGUCCGGACUGUUCCGGUAAAUCUUGCCCCAAAAACUGCAGCAACCGUGGCAGAUGUGUGAACGGGAAGUGCGUGUGCGAUACCGGAUUCACCGGCCCGGACUGCUUGGCUCGGUCGUGUCCGAGAAACUGCAGUAACAGAGGCAGGUGUGUGAACGGGAAGUGUGUGUGUGAAGCCGGAUUCUCUGGUCCGGACUGUUCUGAAAGGUCUUGCCCUGGAAACUGUAACAAUAAGGGCCGGUGUGUGAACGGACAGUGUGUGUGUGACGCUGGGUUUUCUGGUCCAGACUGUUCCGCCAAGACGUGUCCUGAUAACUGUAAUAACCGGGGACGGUGUGUGAAUGGGAAGUGUGUGUGCGACGAGGGGUACGGCGGUCCGGACUGUUCUGAGAGGACCUGCCCCGGAAACUGCAACAACAAAGGCAGGUGUGUGAAUGGUCAGUGUGUGUGUGACCCCGGUUUCACCGGUCCGGACUGUUCCGAGAGGACCUGCCCCGGAAACUGCAAUAAUAAAGGCAGGUGUGUGAACGGACAGUGUGUGUGUGACCCCGGUUUCGCCGGACUGGACUGUUCCGCCAAAUCCUGCCCUAAUGACUGCAGUGACCGAGGUCAGUGUGUGGACGGUGAGUGUGUGUGCGAUGAAGGUUUUACCGGUCCGGACUGUUCCGCCAAAUCCUGCCCCAACGACUGCAGCAACAAAGGCAGGUGUGUCGACGGCAAGUGUGUGUGUGACGUGGGCUUCACCGGGCCGGACUGCUCCACCAAGACCUGCCCUAACAACUGCAGCAACCGUGGCAGGUGCGUGAGGGGCAGGUGUGUGUGCCGGCGUGGAUUCACCGGACCGGACUGCAGCGAGUGUGAAGAAGGGUUGACGGGACCCGACUGUGCAACAGCUCUGACGGGAGUUUCUCGUCUCAGUACGAGAGACAUCACCGAGUCUUCCGUCACUCUCUUCUGGACUCCUCCCUCUGUCCAGUACGACACCUACUACAUCACCUUCACCAGUAAGAAAGAGAGUGAUCAGAAGAUCGAGACUAAAGUGAGCGGUAGACUGACCACCUACACUCAGGUAGGGCUGGCGGCCGGACAGCAGUACAUGGUGACCAUCAUCGGAGAAAAGGACGGCAAGAUGGGAACCGAGAGCACCACAGAGUUCCAAACCCUGAUCUCCGGACCCAAAAACCUACAAGUAGUGAAGACCAGCACUACGUCUGUUAUCGUCCAAUGGGAGCAGGCGCUGGGAGAGAUCGACAGAUACAUCCUCUUCGUUUCACCCAAUCAGACGGACGGAUCGGGGCGGGGCAGGCAGGAGAUUAAGCUGCCGGCGGAGAGAGACUCCGCCCAGAUUGAGGGUCUGGAACCCGGUCGUCUGUACGAUAUCUCACUGGUUGCUGAGAAAGACGGAGCUCGGAGUCUACCGUCCACAACCCAGGCCACGCCCGGUCCGGAGCCUCCUUCAAACCUCGUCUUCAGUGAGGUGACCGACAGCUCUCUAAAAGUGUCCUGGACCAGACCCAAGAGCCCAGUGUCCGGGUUUAAAGUCACAUAUACACAUGUAGAAGAUGGAGAGCCUAUAUCCGUGGCGGUUGACGGUUCAGACUCCACCCUGCCUCUGUCGAAGCUUUCUCCCGGCUCUUCUUACGAGGUGAGCGUGAUAUCGUUGCUCGGACUGGACGAGAGCGACCCGAUCGACGGCAUCGUCCUCACGCUGCCCGACCCGCCGACUGACCUCAGGGCCAUAAAUGUCACGGACACGAAGGCCCUGCUGCUGUGGAGACCGGCUCUGGCCACCGUGGACCAGUACGUCAUCGUCUACGGCUCCGAGGAAGUUUCUGGCUCUGAACAGACCGUUAAAGUGUCGGGUAACGCGGCGGAGCAGCAGCUGCAGUCUCUCAGAGCAAACACUAAAUACACCGUCACCAUCAUCAGCCAGCUGGGAGAACACAAGAGCCCAGCCGCCAUCACCAUCUUCACCACCACCAGCGGCUCUGGUGGAAGAGGGGAGGGGCCUCGCGACCUGACCGCCAGUCAGGUGACCCCACGCACGGCCGUGUUGUCAUGGAAACCACCUGCUUCAGCCGUGACGGGCUACAAGCUGACGUACUUCACAGAGAGCCAGGAGAUGAAGGAAGUGAUCAUUGAACCUGGAAUCACUGAGUAUAAGCUGACAGGGCUUCACCCCUCAUCCACCUACACCGCCCGACUGCAGGGUCAGAGAGGAGGAGUCUACACUACAGCUAUCUCCACCCAGUUCACUACAGGUACCCUGCGGUUCCCCUUCCCCUCGGACUGCUCUCAGGAGCUGAUGAACGGGGUACGAGAGUCGGGGGUGGUGGAGAUUUUCCCUCGUGGGAAAGAAGGAAAACCGGUCCGAGUUUACUGUGAUAUGGAGACUGAUGGAGGAGGCUGGACGGUCUUCCAGAGAAGAAAGGAUGGGAAGACGAACUUCUUCAGGGGUUGGCAGGAGUACAGUAAGGGCUUCGGGGAGCUGGAGGGAGAGUUCUGGCUGGGCAAUGAGCUUCUCCACAAUCUGACCAUGAUGACCCCCAUGUCCAUGAGAGUGGACCUGAGGUCCGGAUCUGAGUCCGUCUACGCCGCCUACUCCACCUUCUCUGUAGACACCAUGAAGAGACACUACACCCUCCGAGUGUCGGGGUAUUCAGGAACAGCAGGUGAUUCUAUGACGUAUCAUGACAGACGGAAGUUCUCCACGCGAGACCGAGACCCCCAGCCCUUCAUCACCCGCUGCGCCAUGUCCUACAAAGGAGGCUGGUGGUACAAAAACUGCCACGAAGCUAAUCUCAACGGCCUGUACAAUACACACACCGACCACCAGGGUGUGAUCUGGACCGCAUGGAAAGGGAAGGACUUCUCCAUUCCAUUCGCUGAGAUGAAGCUCCGCCCAUCCUCCUUCAACCCCCGGACACAAGGAUAGACAGAACCAGGGAGGAAGAGAAGAGGAAUAACACAAAACACACACACAUACACACACACACAGAUAUGUACAGUAUAAUCACACACACACACAUGUGCCGGAUGAGUAUGUGGUAUAAAGCAGGUUUAUCAGUAUAUGAUAUUGUACAGUUUUCUGUAUGUAUUUUCUCUCUGUAUUCUGUGCAGUUGUGGUAUGUAUGAAUAUUAUGCACUGUCUCCCUCACUAUGAAGCUACGCUACAACUGAGCAACUUUACCCUGGAUAUAUAAAAUUAUAUUUAUACAGUACUGUGCAGUAGUUUUAGUCCCUCCUCUGUAAAAUAUUAUCCUUAUCUGGCCAGUAAGUGAUUAUUUACUGAGUAAAACACUCAUUUAAAAUAAAUACAUUCAUAGAAAAAGUAGUGUUUCUACAUUACUGUGUUCAUUCAAUCAUCUAUAAACCUAAACAGAUUAACGAGACACAUGUUUCUUCAUUUAUUAUAUACAGUAAUUUUUGCCACAUACAUAUAUUUCAACACUGCAUCAAUGAAAUGUAUAACUAUAACUAUUUUAGUCUUGUUUUAAAAGAAAAAAAAAACUAACUGUGACUUAAAAUGUCAUUUUAGUACCACUUCAAAAGAAGGAUCCUUUAUAAAGGGUUUAUAAAUCGUUUAUAAAGUAGUUUAUUAUUGGGUAUUAAUUAGGUAUAAUUCGUUGAUUCAUUAAUUAUAAUAAUUUAAUAUAAUAUUAAAUGACUUAAUUUAAAAUGACUUCACUAAAACUUAAAAUAAGUGCUUAUUAUUGUUUUUAAAAUAUUUACCAUAUUUAUAUAUUUACUUUAUAAACUAUUUAUACACUCUUUAUAAAGGAGCCUUAUUUUAAAGUUGUACCGUCUUUUUCCUAUUUGGCCGACAAACAUUGAAAGUGCUUUUUUUUAAACCGUUUUCAGUUAAAUAAUUUUGAAUCAGAGCAUCACAUCAGCAUCAUAUCAGCAGCUGGUUUUAUGGUAAAUCAGAUAAGUCAGGUCUUAAUGAUGGUAAAUCAGGUGAGCUGCUGAUGGAAUUGAACAACAUUCGUUUACACUGUUAAAUUCUUCUUAAUUGUACUGGUUUAUGUUUAGCUGCACCUGUUCUAAAGGGAUCUGGAGAUUUAACAGUGAAAAUCAUUGAAUAUAAAGGGAAAAUAAGGGUUCUAAAACUUUUGCACGGUACUGUAUAUCUGUGUGUACUCCACUUGUAUUUUUGCAUUCUGUUUCUGUUGUGUUUCUGAUUGUAUGUUAAAUGUUCUGGCGCUCAGAUGUUGCACAGUCUAAAUAAAGAAAAUGGACAAAAUAAGCAUUUUUAA
Molecule: messenger RNA, 5194 nt
Organism: Astyanax mexicanus (Mexican tetra)
Lineage: Eukaryota; Metazoa; Chordata; Actinopteri; Characiformes; Acestrorhamphidae
Product: tenascin-X-like
Exons: 17
Coding region: 247-3873 (1208 amino acids)
Molecular function (GO): protein binding
Source: RefSeq, a predicted model, not a curated record